AUGUCCAGAUACUACGAGCACGAAAUCCGGGAGGAUCGGCCCCGCAGCCCAAGCCAUCACCGCCGCGAUGACCCACCUCCUAUGGUGAGGGAGUACUCCCCCGAGUACUACUCCGGCGGCGGCGCUGGUCCCAUACAGGUAGUCUAUCCGGACCGAGGCCCCAUUCCAAUCGCCAACGGCCCUUACGUCUCGGGCGCCAUCCCCGUCGAUGCUCCUUCAGUGCACCCAUACUACGGUCCUGAGUCACCGCUCUCUCCCCGCGACACGAAUGCGUUGCAACUCUCGCCCCAUCCCCACUAUCGCCCACGCUCCCUCCCGCCUCAAGCUUAUGCUGUAGGCAGACCACGCUCGCGUUCACGCCCACGAAGCCCCAUCGGCAAAGUCCGCCACGCGGUUGACAGCACCUUCACCCAAUCAUCGUCGGGCAUCGGUGUAGGUCUCCUAGGCGCUGUCGUCGGCGGCCUGGCAGCGCGUGAAGUUUCCGAUGCCACCGUCCGAUCCCGCAACCGCAAGGAGAUAGACAACGGCACAUACCGCCCGCGCUCGCCCCGCGAGACGGAGAAGGCGCGGGUGAUAUCUACCGUCGUUGGGGCUCUCGUGGGCGGUCUUGGCGCUAAUGCCAUUGAGAGACGCUUCGAGGUCGCUCGUGAAAGGGACAGGGAGCAGCAACUCGCUUGGGAGAGGAAGUGGGGGAGGGAGCGCAAUCUGCCACACUAUGACACGGGAAGAGACCACGACUGGGAUAAUGGCAGAGGCCGCCUGAGGAACCGGCGUCGUGACGAGUGGAAUGACGGAUAUCCUGACUAUGGAUACGAAGAUCGUCGUGGAAGACUUCGGAGCGAAGAGCGCUAUUCAUACAGGAACUGA
Colletotrichum orchidophilum is the source of this 867-nucleotide messenger RNA. RefSeq lists its product as uncharacterized. Bases 1 to 867 code for a protein of 288 amino acids. Lineage: Eukaryota; Fungi; Ascomycota; Sordariomycetes; Glomerellales; Glomerellaceae. The transcript has a single exon. The record is from RefSeq and is a predicted model, not a curated record.